AGUACAAAAUGUUGGUCAAAAAGCAAGACAACGGAAGAGGCCGUGACGUCGUCCCGCGCUUGGUGAGACCGUGAAAGAAAAGGGAGAGGGAGCAAAGAAGAAAAUAGCAGGGACCGGGGGUCGACUGGGAAGACGCGAGGCCCCCCCGAUCUACUUCUAUACGCCGAGGAGAGGGCCACUCGAAAGCGCCACCCAAGAGCCGCAUAGGUCGCGGCGCUGCAAGCGACGCCUCUGUGCGGGAGGAUUUACCAAGCUCGACGCUUCCUUGCUUUGGGACCACAAUCUCAGCAUGGCCGGUCCUACGAGUUGGCCAUACUUGAAGCUCGCAACCGCCGUCACCAUUCUUCUUUUUCUGUUCCAAGCCGGAAACGCCCAGAGCAACAUAGCGAAUUACGCUGGCCGUGUGCUAAACGACCUCUUCAAGCCGGAGAAGUAUGACAAGCAAGUGCGACCGGCAGGAACCAACGAGUCGACGGGUCCCGUGAUAGUCUUCACCAACAUGUACCUCCGUUCGAUAAACAACAUCGAUGACAAAAAUAUGGCGUUCAACGUGCAACUCACGUUUCGUCAGAAGUGGAAAGACGAGAGACUCAAGUUCAACGACCUGGGCGGUCAAAUAAAGUAUGUGAUUCUGGAGAACCCUCACAAGCUAUGGCUGCCGGACCCGUUCUUCUCGAACGAGAUCACCGGAUCCUUUCACAAUAUCAUGAAGCCGAAUGUACUGGUCAGGAUAUAUUCCGACGGAGGCGUGCUCUACAGCAUUAGGGUGUCGCUGAAGCUGUCCUGUCCCAUGAACCUGAUGAAUUUUCCGUUUGAUCGACAAACUUGUUCAAUUAUAACAACCAGCUAUGCCCACACCACAGAAGACAUAGUGUUCUUGUGGAGACAGAGUGAUCCUGUGCAAGUGACGAGGAAUCUGCACCUUCCAAAGUUCACUCUAACAAAGUUCCGGACAGGCGACUGUUCUUCAAAGACAAAUACAGGCGAGUACUCCUGUCUUCGACUGGACUUAUCGUUCGAACGGGAGCGAAACGGUUACAUGAUCAACAUAUACCUGCCGUGCAUCAUGUGUGUCCUGUUGUCCUGGGUCGCUCUCUGGAUCAGCAACAGGAACACGGCCGUGCGCGUGUUCGUGCCCCUGGUCGUGCUGCUGGUGAUGGCGAUGUUCAUAUCCAAGUUUAACCAAGACGAGCUCCCGCACACUUCGUACACGAAGGCCGUGGACACGUGGACGGGAGUCUGUCUGACUUUCGUCUUCCUCCUGCUCGUCUACGUCACAGCGGCCGACUACAUCGUCCGCGUGACUCGAGGAGGUCAGGAUGCGUCAGCUUCCCCGAGAGACGAGAGCAAGGUUGAGGAAGCGGGCAAGCCGGCUCCUGGAUCGGCCAAGACAUCCUUCUUGCAAACCCUGAGAGCGUGGUUGCAGCGACCGAGGUCCACGCCGGAUAAGAUGGACAUCGUUGCACGGAUCGCUUUUCCGCUGUGUUUCAUACUGUUCCUCAUCAUCUACUUCAGUGUACAUGCAAGUUCGAACGCUGACGAGUAACGCAGGUCUCUUUCGAGCUCGCGUGACCGUGUUCAGCCUUCUGAAAUGGCCUUCGCUCUCCCCUGCCGCGUAAACUAGUGCCAUACUGCCUCGAAACUUGACGAGAAUGCCACAAGAAAUGUUUUCUCACGCUGCCUGUAGGCCGGCGUCUAGAGGCGAGCAGAAAGAUAUUGAACUCUCUUUUAACGUAGCUGGUCGAAGUACCGUCCUCAUUAAGGACACGCAAGCCCUCUGUUUAUUCGAUGAUUGCACACACACACACACACACACACACACACACACACACACACACACACACACACACACACACACACACACACACACACACACGCACACGCACACGCACACGCACACGCACACGCACACGCACCACAAGCACUGUCAUGUGCGCCUCAGCAACCAGGUGUACAGUGAUUUAAACGCAAUAACGUGGUCGUACUUCAACGAUUUCCGCGUUUUCAGCCGUUUUUCACAAGAUGGCGAGGUCUUUCGUACCGUGUCAAAGUAACCAUGCACGCUAGAUCUUCGCUACGAACGUCUGUCGUGGUUUUGGUGGUCAAGAGAACGUGGUUUCGCUUUCUUGCCUCAAUGUGAAGUAUACAAUUAUUAUCUCUUGAAGAUGUGUUGCGCAUGCAAAAUGUCACAGGAAAUACUAAACGAGACGGACGUGUAGACUCGAUGUUGGGUGGAUGCACAUCUCAUAAUAGCAAUUUUGAUGGCGGAUGGCUUCAAGUCAAGUACACCCGUCGCGGUGGCUUACUGCAUAGUGUUGCGCUGCUAUAAGCACGAGGUCGCAGGAUCAAGUCCCAGCCACGGCGGCCGCAUGUCGAUGUCCCGUCCAUAGGGGGCGACAUUAAAAAAUCCCCUGUUGCUCAAAAUUUAUCCGGAGUCUGCCACUACGGCGCGCCUCAUAAUCAAAGCCUGGUUUUGGCUUGCAAAACCCAAGAAUUUGUUCAUUCAUUCAAGUCAAGUACAAUUACACAGACGCAGGAGUGUUGGCCUUUAACACUGAUGAGCGAGAUCCACUAAGAAAGGGUGUCCACCAAAUGCGGCCUUCCAUAGUUGCGCAUAGAAGAGGGCCAAAUGCCAGAAUACUCACGCGCACUGUGUAAUAGAUCUACUACGAGCGCUGUUUUAAAUGCCGUAUCGCUUUUAUUUGAGAGAUAGAUAGAUAAUAAUUUGUCUCGUGGAAGUGCCUUGAAUGUGCUUUGCAAUGAAUUCGUGUGCUUUCCGAAAAGCAGUGGCGAAUGCUACCCUGAACUGCGGUUCUGUUGCCCCAAAACGCCGCUAGCGAUUUGUACGCAGCGCUUUAAUGCAAAGAAGCUUCUUUUUCUUCCUGAGAACGUUCCCCCCCCCCCCCCCCCCCCCCCUCAAAAAGGCAAGCCUAGUCACUUAUCUUUGCCGGUGACAGAACAGAGUCCCGAGUGAGAGGUGGAUAAUAACGAAGUAACCCGCUUCCGCCCCUCGUUAUUUCGCUUGUCGACAAGAACAUAAAUUACACUGAAUAAGGACAGUUGCCAGAUGCCAGAACUGAGAGAUGUAGAUAAUUAGGAGCGACGAAUGUUCGUGUUCGUAAAGUACCCUUCUGCGUGAUUCUCCUCGCUCUAUUCGCAUGCGAUUUAGUAACUUCCGUAAAGACAGAACUAAGCAGAAGGUCUCAUCCACAAAGCAAAAACACGUGCACGCACCUCACAGUCUCUGGUCCUACUUUAGUAACUUCUGGCCUUUUAAGUUAUCCUGUCUGCUCUUUUCAUAUUUUGUGCGUGGAGUUGUGAUUAUGCUAUAACCUUUUCUGUAUAGUCAUGUCAUUAUUAUUAUUCUUUCUUUUUCUUUUUUGCAAGUGCAAAUGCAACCACUCUCUUUUGUAGACUGGUGUGUGAAAGAUAACACCCCCUCUCUCCCCUCAAAGCUUUCUUUACGACUCAGAACAUGUAUGUGUUUAAAGAUUGCUCAGAAAUGUCUAUUCAUGCGGACGUUAUUUGACGCUGUGUUGUUAUUGGAUCUGAGGUUGAAGUCAUGCAAUAAAAGAAGGAAAAGAAAGUUUA
Messenger RNA from Dermacentor andersoni, 3591 nucleotides. Its product is annotated as glutamate-gated chloride channel-like. Lineage: Eukaryota; Metazoa; Arthropoda; Arachnida; Ixodida; Ixodidae. Gene Ontology annotation, biological process: monoatomic ion transmembrane transport. Gene Ontology annotation, molecular function: extracellular ligand-gated monoatomic ion channel activity; transmembrane signaling receptor activity. The record is from RefSeq and is a predicted model, not a curated record. Gene Ontology annotation, cellular component: membrane.